UCGAUGUUCCUGCGUCGUAGUGGCAACGCCAGGAGAAAGUGGCAAUUAAUAACAAAUAAAUAACAAGUGAAAGUGCAUGCAAUUUUAACUAAUAGCAGCAAAAUAUUUAAGGCCAGCGUUCAACUGUUAUCAUUCUGUGAUAAUGAAGAUGAUGGGUUAAGCGAACCUAUUCAGUUCGUUCACUGCAGUUCUUUUUUGCUCGUUCGUUCAUGAACGAGCCAACAACAAUUGCCAACAAAAUAAUGGACGUUAAUGCCAGGCCGAAAGAGAAGCCACAGUCUGGUGGCGCUGCUCCAGCCCCACUGUCAGCCAGGGCGGCUGCAAUUCCACCAAGAAAACUGAACGAGACGCUGGCCGAUGCGGAGGCGGAUGCGGAGACCUCCAAUGCCAAUGCCAAUGCUAAUAUCGACGACUGGAUACACUUCUCGCAGUGGAUGCACUGCUUCUGUGUGGUCACCUUCGACCUCAACCUGGGCCAGGCCCUGGAGUAUGUCUAUCCACCAGAGUUCAUGCCCAGCGACCAGGAGGUGAGCAACAUUUGCUACAUGGCUUUCCCCGACUCCAACUCGGGCUGCAUGGGCGACACCAAGUUCCACAUGCGUCUGCGCGCCAUCUCCAAGCAGCAGCAACAGCACCAGCAGAAGCCCCUGCCCACCUACAAUGGAGACUGUGCCCCGGCCCUGCGCCAGGAUAGCUCCCACUACUGGGGCUUUGUCUACUUCCGCCAAAAGCGUGAUGCGAACCUGCCGCGCGGCUACUUCCAGAAGAGCUUCAUCAUUAUCACACGCCUGCCCUUCUUCAAUCUAUACUACGAUAUACUGGCGCAGCUGGCGCCCAAAUACUUUGACGAGGGCACCGACGUCCUACGGCAGGCCUGCGAGCAGAUCAACAGCCACUGGCCCGGACUGCGCGUGGGCCAGACCCUCCACCUGCCACUGCUCGGGUGCAACUAUCAGAUCUGCAUUCCGCGUGCGACCAGCAGUCGCAAGUCACCCACCGAAUCCUCCUCAUCCUCAUCCAACGAGCUGUCUGACCCGCAGACACUGGCCAGCAGCAAGGUGCUGGCGUCGGUCAACGAAAUCGAGCUCUUCCGCUCCCUCAGCUUUGUGAUGGAACAGCUGUACACGCUCUGGGAACUAGUCAUCACCGCCGAGCCCAUUGUGGUGGUGGCCACCUCUCCAGCCGACUGCUCGCACAUGGUCCAAGCGCUGGUGGCGCUCAUCGCACCGCUGGAAUACUGCGCCGAGGCGCGGCCCUACUUCACAAUUCACGACAGCGAAUUCCGGGAGUUCACCCAGGAGUGUUCCAGCAAAGCGGGAUUGCCCGCCUGCAUUCUGGGCGUCACGAAUCCGUUCUUUAUCAAGCUGCUCAAGGAUUGGCCGCACAUGCUCAGACUGGUGGACAACCAGAAGAACAUGCAGCAGCAGCAGCAACUGCUGAUGGGCCAGAAGAUGGGCUCACACCGCAAUGUCACCUCCUUCUCCAGUGGCUCCUCUGCCGACCACCUGGCCAGCAGAUCAUCAAUGAAGACCACUCCGGCUCUGAAUGGCGGUGGCAGCUCCAAUGGAACGGAUGGGAGCUCGGCGUCGGGCCUGCACACCAAGUACAAGCCGUAUCUGAAAAAGGACAAGGCGCUGAUCAAGAAGGUGCUUCUGGGGCUAAAGACCAAGCGGCCAGAGCAUGUGCAGACGGCGCUGAUUCGGCGACAUUUGCUGGAGCUGACGCAGAGCUUCAUGAUACCGCUGGAGCGAUACAUGGCCUCGCUGAUGCCGCUGCAGAAGGACAUCAGUCCGUUUAAGUCGGCGCCCAAUGCGAGCAGCUUCAAGCUGGACGACUUCCUGGCCACUCUGGAGACGGCCGGGCCGCAGCUAACGUCGCCCCUCAAGGGCGAUUGGAAGGGCCUGUACAGGCGCUUCUUUCGCUCGCCCAACUUCCGCGGAUGGUACGAGUCGCGGCAUCGCGAGCUUCAGCUUACCCUCCAGGAUCUACAGCUGCAGGCCCUCUCCGAGGCGAAUCUGGAGCACUGGGCCCACGACAAGCAGGAGGUGGAGAUCAUCGAUAUGAUACUCAAGCUCAAGCAGAAACUGAAUCUCUACAGCGACAAGUCGCAGGGCCUGGAGGGUCUCGCCUGGCUCAGCGCCCACAACAGCAGCAAUGCCAGCCAUCGGCUGAGCACACAGCAGCAGAUCCAGGCGCAGAUCGAGUGCAUGAAGGGUCUGCUGCCGCCCGAUCUCAAGAAUGUGGUGAAUCUUUGAUCGUUCCUGCAGAUUCUUAGCUAAAUCAAUGGCGCUUCCUACUUUACACUACCCCUCAAUCCCUCUUCUUUAAUUGUAUGCGAGUGAGUGCCUGCCUGCCUGCCUGCGUGUGUGUGUGUGGCGCGUGUGAUGUUGUGUGUUAUAAUCCAUUAGAUGGAGUCCAUCAGUGGGGUCUCCGUUCGGCAGGGGCUUGGGGUAGGUACAGAGCGACGCCUCUUCAUAGUUGUAUAUACGUUUUAACUGUCUAAAAUCGGAUUUGAUCUAUUAUUGCUAUAUCCGUGUCUGUUUUAAGUGUAAAAUAAACCUCAAACUGAAUUCACAAAUCGCUUAUAA
Molecule: messenger RNA, 2588 nt
Organism: Drosophila miranda
Lineage: Eukaryota; Metazoa; Arthropoda; Insecta; Diptera; Drosophilidae
Product: protein DENND6B
Exons: 2
Coding region: 210-2255 (681 amino acids)
Cellular component (GO): recycling endosome
Molecular function (GO): guanyl-nucleotide exchange factor activity
Source: RefSeq, a predicted model, not a curated record